Messenger RNA from Uloborus diversus, 633 nucleotides. Its product is annotated as protein ABHD11-like. The record is from RefSeq and is a predicted model, not a curated record. NCBI's taxonomy places the organism in Eukaryota, Metazoa, Arthropoda, Arachnida, Araneae, Uloboridae. The annotation marks the transcript as partial. The transcript is spliced from 5 exons. Gene Ontology annotation, cellular component: mitochondrion.
AUGAGGGCCAAUGUAACUUUGGCGUACAUAUGUUGUGAACCAGAAGGAGGCAAAAGUGAUUCUCCUCCUAUUAUUUUACAUCAUGGAUUUACUAGCUGUAAAGAAAGGUGGAAGCCAAUCCUACAAACCUUAGCUAAUCAGAGUAAAAGAGUGGUGUAUGCAAUUGAUGCGAGAAAUCAUGGUGAAAGUGAAAGAAGUGAUUUUUUCAACUUUGACAUUCUGACAAAAGAUCUUGAGAACUUCAUGGAAGCAAAAGGCAUUUCCAAAGCAACCUUGAUUGGUCACAGCAUGGGUGGAGUUGUUACAAUGGCUUUAGCUGUUACAACUCCAGAGAAAGUAGAAAAACUCAUUAUUGAAGACGUAAGCCCUAAAGAACCAGAACCAGAACUGUAUUACAUUUUCGGUGCUAUGUUGGAAGAGCAAAUCAAGUGCUUUUCAACUUUAACUAGCUCAGAUACAGAAGGGACUGUUCAACAGAAGCUCAGAGAGUGUAUAUAUCGUAGUAUACCAAUGAUACCCGAUGCUGAUCAAGAAGUAAUACAGGCAAUGAAGUUUCCCAUUAAGAAGGGGGAUCAUGGUUAUGAACCAUUAACAAACUUGAAAGUACUUCUAAAAGCUGUACAAAAUCCUCCU